Zasmidium cellare ATCC 36951 is the source of this 1068-nucleotide messenger RNA. RefSeq lists its product as uncharacterized. Gene Ontology annotation, molecular function: zinc ion binding; alcohol dehydrogenase (NADP+) activity. The coding region runs from base 1 to 1068 and encodes 355 amino acids. Gene Ontology annotation, biological process: alcohol metabolic process. Lineage: Eukaryota; Fungi; Ascomycota; Dothideomycetes; Mycosphaerellales; Mycosphaerellaceae. The record is from RefSeq and is a predicted model, not a curated record. The transcript is spliced from 2 exons.
AUGGCUUCCGACAGCGCUUUCGAGGGAUGGUGCGGUCUUGCGCCUGACAGCGCUGAUGGCAAGAUGGUCUGGCAGGGCUAUGAUCCUAAGCCAUGGGAGGAGAAUGAUGUUGACAUUGAGAUCUCCCACUGCGGCGUCUGCGGCAGCGACAUGCACGUCCUCCGCUCCGGCUGGGGUCCCACCGACUACCCCGUUGUCGUCGGCCACGAAAUCGUGGGCAAAGCCAUCCGCGUAGGCUCGUCCGUCACCUCCGGCAUCAAAGUCGGCGACCGCGUCGGCGUAGGCGCCCAGUCCGGCUCCUGCCUCCGCGGCGACUGCGACCAAUGCCAGCACGACGACGAGCAGUACUGCAAAAACGCCUUCACCAUGACCUACGGCUCCAAAUACCCCUCCGGCGCCAAAGCCCAGGGCGGCUACGCCAAGUUCUGGCGCGGACAAGGCCACUUCGUCUUCAAGAUCCCGGACGCCAUCCCCUCCGAAGAAGCCGCGCCCAUGCUCUGCGGCGGCGUCACCGUCUACGCGCCCCUCAAACAAAACGGCGUCGGCCCGGGCAAACGCGUGGGUGUCAUCGGCAUCGGCGGCCUGGGCCACAUGGGCAUCCAGUUCGCCAAAGCCCUAGGCGCCGACCGCGUGGUCGCCAUCUCACGCAACCUAUCCAAGAAAGACGACGCCCUCGCCCUCGGCGCCGACGAGAUGAUCGCGACCGAAGACCCAGACUUCUCAGCCGCGCACGCCUCCUCCCUCGACGUCAUCCUGUGCACCGUCUCAUCCCCCAAAAUGCCCAUGUCAGGCUACCUCAACCUGCUGGACGUCGGGGGGACGUUUGUGCAGCUGGGCGUGCCGGACGACGAGCUGCCGCCCUUUUUGGCGUUUGCGCUCAUCAUGAAGAAGGCGAAGAUUACGGGCAGUUUGAUCGGGAGUCCCAAGGAGAUUCGGGAGAUGUUUGAGCUCGCGGCGGAGCAGAAGGUGAAGCCGUGGGUGCAGGAGAGGAAGAUGAGCGAGGCGAAUCAGGUCGUGGUGGAUUUUGAGAAGGGGUUGCCGAGGUAUCGGUAUGUUUUGGUAAACUAG